Tripterygium wilfordii is the source of this 4218-nucleotide messenger RNA. RefSeq names its product phospholipase A I-like. Gene Ontology annotation, biological process: fatty acid metabolic process. Lineage: Eukaryota; Viridiplantae; Streptophyta; Magnoliopsida; Celastrales; Celastraceae. Gene Ontology annotation, molecular function: glycerophospholipase activity. The record is from RefSeq and is a predicted model, not a curated record. The coding region runs from base 246 to 4208 and encodes 1320 amino acids. Gene Ontology annotation, cellular component: membrane. The transcript has 19 exons.
AACACAGUUAAUAACGGAGCUUAAGCUGAUUUUUUUUUUCCGUUUCUCCUCUCUCGCUCGGUCGCUUGUAUGAGAACUGUGAAUUCCCGCCAUUAAUCUGAUCUUCUUUACCAACCUUUUCGGCAUUUCCAUAAUUUACCAUUUUCAGGCUCAAUAUCAUCGUUAUCUAUGGAGAGCCAAAUGCGAUCCAACUCCUCGGCUGUCCAAUUCAAGUAGGAUUUCCGAGUUCUGCGAAUCAAGGAACAAUGUCUUGGGGACUGGGAUGGAAGCGGCCAUCGGAGAUUUUUCAUCUCUCGCUCAAUUACGGUACUGAGGACUUUGGUGACGAUCUUAACCGAUCAUCGUCCGCCUCAUCAUUUUCUUCCUCUUCAUCGUCAUCUAUUGGGCCAUAUACGCCGCAGGAUCAGGAAUUAGGGUUUCGGAUUGAAUUGGAUUGGACGGCUGGCGAUGACGAGGACCAAAUAGCGUUGCGGCUGCAGUCACAGCUGAUGGUGGCGUUGCCUUUGCCGCAAGAUGCGGUGGAGGUGGAGCUGAGGGCCGAUGAGGAGGAAAAUGUAGGGGUGCAGAUGAGGGUGUUGAAGAGGAGAGAGCCAUUGAGGGGGCUGAUAAUGGCCAAGGCUACUGGGUCUGGGCAGCAGAGUGACGGUGUUGGGGUUUUGACGCGUUUCUUGCGAUCCAAUAUUGUUGGAGAAAGUGGGAAUGUGGUUGCGGGUCCGGGAUGUGGUGAGCACUGGAGGAGCAUCACAAUGAUCAGCCUAUAUGCCUGUGGAUUGUCGGCAUUGCCAGUUGACCUGACUAAACUGCCCCUUCUUGAGAAGCUAUAUCUUGAUAACAAUAAGCUAUCAGUUUUGCCACCUGAGCUUGGUGAGCUGAAAAACUUGAAGGUUCUGAGUGUUGACAAUAACAUACUGGUUUCAGUUCCUGUAGAACUGAGACAGUGCAUUGAACUUGAGGAAUUGUCUUUGGGACACAAGAAGCUUGUCCGACCUCUUCUUGAUUUCAGGGCUAUGGCUGAGUUACAAAUUCUUAGACUCUUUGGCAAUCCUCUUGAAUUCCUCCCCAAAAUUUUACUGCUACAGAAACUCCGCCAUUUGUCUCUUGCUAACAUCAGGAUUGUGGCUGAUGAAAAUUUAAGAUCAGUGAAUGUGCAAAUAGAGACAGAGAACAAUUCUUAUUUUGGUGCAUCGAGACACAAGCUGAGUGCCUUCUUUUCUCUUAUAUUCCGCUUCUCUUCUUGUCAUCACCCUUUACUGGCUUUUGCACUAAUGAAGAUAAUGCAAGACCAAGAAAAUCGUGUUGUUGUUGGUAAAGAUGAGAAUGCGAUUCGGCAGCUUAUUAGUAUGAUAAGCAGUGACGAUCACCAGGUGGUUGAACAAGCAUACUUCGCUCUCUCCUCUCUUGCUGGUGAAAUUUCUGUGGCAUUGCAGCUGAUGAAAUGUGACAUCAUGCAACCCAUUGAAACAGCACUGAAAUCUGACACACCAGAAGUAGUCAUAUCAGUACUGCAAGUUGUGGGCACUUUGGGCUUUGCUUCUGAUACUGUGGCUCAGAAGAUGUUGACCAAAGAUUUGUUGAGAUCAUUAAAACUGUUAUGCAGCCAUAAAACCCCAGAAGUUCAAAGGUUAGCUUUAUUUGCAGUUGGAAAUUUGGCCUUUUGUUUAGAGAACCGCCGUGUGCUGGUCACGUCUGAAAGUCUGCGGGAACUUCUGUUGCGCUUGAUGAUUGCACAUGAACCAUGUGUGAAUAAAGCUGCAGCUCGUGCCUUGGCAAUUCUUGGAGAAAAUGAAAGUUUACGGCGUGCUAUAAGAGAUAGACCAGUCGCAAAGCAAGGAUUGCGCAUACUCUCAAUGGAUGGUGGAGGCAUGAAAGGCCUUGCAACUGUGCAGAUUCUUAAAGCAAUUGAGAAGAGAACUGGAAAGCAAAUACACGAGUUGUUUGACCUCAUAUGCUGUACAUCAACAGGUGGCAUGCUUGCAGUUGCUCUUGGCAUUAAGCUAAUGUCCUUGGAUCAAUGCGAAGAGAUAUACAAAAAUCUUGGAAAAAUAGUCUUUGCUGAACCUGUGCCCAAAGACAAUGAAGCUGCAACUUGGAGAGAAAAGUUGGAUCAGCUGUAUAAAAGCUCAUCACAGAGUUUUCGAGUUGUUGUCCAUGGAUCUAAGCACAGUGCAGAUCAAUUUCAAAGGUUGUUGAAGGAAAUCUGUGCUGAUGAAGAUGGGGACCUGUUAAUAGAGUCAGCUGUCAAAAACAUUCCCAAGGUAUUUGUUGUAUCAACUUUGGUGAGCGUGACGCCAGCCCAGCCUUUCAUAUUCCGCAAUUAUCAGUAUCCUGCUGGUAGUCCAGAAGUGCCAUUUGCGAUUUCAGAGAGCUCAGGAGUCAAUAUGGUCAAUGUGUUAGGUUCACCUACUACUGGUGCUCAAGUUGGGUAUCAACGUAGUGCUUUUAUUGGAAGUUAUGUAAACCGCUGGCAAGAUGGUGCAAUAGUGGCGAACAAUCCUACUAUUUUUGCCAUGCGAGAAGCACAACUACUAUGGCCCGACACCAAAAUUGACUGCUUAUUUUCCAUUGGGCGUGGUUCCGUGCCAAGAAAGGUUCAGAAAGGUGGUUGGCGUUAUCUAGACACUGGGCAGGUGUUGAUUGAGAGUGCAUGCUCUGUGGACAAGGUGGAGGAGUCCUUGAGCACUUUGCUGGCUAUGCUUCCUGAUAUACAUUAUUUUCGUUUUAAUCCAGUCGAUGAACAUUGCGAUAUGGAGCUAGAUGAGGCUGAUCCAGCAAUAUGGCUGAAGUUUGAAGCUGCAGUUGAUGAAUAUAUCCAAAAGAAUUCUCCAGCCUUAAAGAGCAUCUGUGAGAGACUAAUUUUACCUUACCAACUUGAUGAGAAGUGGCUGGACAAUAUUAAAGCUCAGCAUUUCCCCAAGGCUAAAACAUCAAAUGCAGAUGAAAACAGUCCCUCUUUAGGCUGGAGGCGCAAUGUGAUACUUGUUGAAGCUUUUCAUAGUCCUGACUCUGGAAGACCUGUGUAUCAUGCUCAAACAUUUGAGUCAUUCCGUAAUAGUAAUGGCAUAAGGUUAUCUACCAUGCAAGGGAUAUCUCAAAAUGUGAAGACUGUGUCAUCAACAGCAUUCUCAACACCUUUUGCCUCUCCUCUUGUUACUGGAAGCUUUCCUUCAAGCCCACUUAUAUAUAGUCCUGAUUUUGGACCGCAGAGGUUUGGUCGUAUUGACAUGGUCCCACCCUUAAGUUUGGAUGGGAAGAUGGCUGCAUCGCCCCCAAUGUCUCCUUCAGGUCCCAGAAAGCUCUCUUUACAUGUCCAAUUGUUGCAUGAGAAGUUGCAGAACUCACCUCAAGUGGGGAUUAUACAUUUGGCCCUUCAAAAUGACUCCUGUGGCUCAAUCUUAAGUUGGCAGAAUGAUGUAUUUGUUGUUGCUGAACCGGGAGAACUUGCAGAAAAGUUUCUACAGAGUGUCAAACAUAGCUUAUUGUCAAUAAUGUGGAGCCACCACAGGAAGGGUGCAUCACUGUUUUCCAGCAUCACAACGGUUUCAGAUCUGGUUCGCUGUAGGCCAUACUUUCAGGUUGGGAACAUUGUCCACCGUUAUAUGGGACGCCAGACCCAAGUCCUGGAAGAUCAAGAAAUCUCAGCAUAUAUGUUUCGUAGAACAGUGCCUUUUAUGCAUUUAACACCUGAUGAUGUUCGCUGGAUGGUUGGAGCGUGGAGGGACAGGAUUAUAAUUUGCACAGGAACAUAUGGGCCUGCACCAUCUUUGGUUAAGGCAUUUUUGAACUCGGGUGCAAAAACUGUAAUAUGCCCUUCAGCAGAACCUCGGGAGACAGAACUGACAGUACUCCAAGGAACAGGAGAGCUCGAUGGGUUGGAAAAUGGAAGGUUUGAGAUUGGGGAGGAAGAAGCAGAAAAUGGUGAGAAUAUAGAGGAGGAACAUGGCAAUCCAGUGAGUGACCGGGAAGACAGUGACCGUGAUGAGAAAGGGGAACCUUCUAUGGGUUUUUGGGAGGAUGAUGAGGAGGAACUGUCCCAGUUCAUCUGUCAAUUAUAUGAUUCAUUGGUUCGGGAAGGCAUGAGAGUAGAUCUCGUUCUACAAAAUGCCCUUGCUUCACAUAGGAAGUUGAGGUAUUCUUGCCAUCUUCCCACUUUCCCAGUAUACAAUAGUUUGUCAAAUUACUAUAUACAAGAACAGAGAUUUCAAAAAUGAAUUGAUAAAA